This is a messenger RNA of Venustampulla echinocandica, 1149 nucleotides long. RefSeq lists its product as uncharacterized. NCBI's taxonomy places the organism in Eukaryota, Fungi, Ascomycota, Leotiomycetes, Helotiales, Pleuroascaceae. The transcript has 2 exons. The record is from RefSeq and is a predicted model, not a curated record. Bases 1 to 1149 code for a protein of 382 amino acids.
AUGCGUUUCUCAAACCAAACCCUCCUCACAGGAGCCACCACUCUACUCUCCUUAGCCAGCUUAGGGAGAGCUGACGGAUGCGAAAAAGGGCCUUUUGGAGAUAGCCACAAGUUUGGCAAGACAGGUGGUGGGUACUACUGUGAUACCGCCUGGGAUAAGGGUCUUGUCAUCACCGGCCUCGAAGUUUGGGCCAACGAGUGGCAUGUUAAAGGCAUCCAAUGGGCAUAUUCAGACGGCACCAAAUCUGUCGUACGAGGCAUGAACGUGGGAGACCGCAACCAAGCUAUUACCUGGGGCGCGGGCGACAAGAUCACCAGGUUGCAGAUGUGGGGGAAUUAUGCGGGAGACGCUGUUGGGAAAAUCGAAAUUGAAACCAGCAGCGGCAAGAAACUUAGUCAAGGCUCGGAUGUUGGCACCUUUGGGGGUGAACCCGUCCUCACUCACAGCGGCAUACUACUUGGCGGACGUGGCUCUUCCAAUGACUUUGUGAACGAGCUCGAGAUGCUGUUCCUGGCUAGCAAUGUUCAAAAAGGGGGAGCCGUCAUUACAGCCGUCAAGUUUCAAGAUAAUCUCGACGACUGGAACAAAAAGAUGAAGGGUAUAGAAACCACGUCACUUGACGCAGCCUACUUCAUAAACUCAAACAAAAAAGGCAGCAAACAAAGCUACCAAUUCUCGAAAUCAUUGAGUCGGUCGGUCGGCAAGACUUUGACUCAGCAAUACAGUACCACUUUGGGAGCGUCGGUGAGCGUAACAGUUGGGGCUGAGGUGGAAGUCCCACUGUUUAAAGCCAGCGAAUCGGUCACAGCCUCCGCGUCGUACUCCUACGAAGCUAUGGAUUCAACGUCCACAGACACAACUACAACAGGAAGCCUCACCUGGACGCUGGGAGGGGACCUCGAACCUAACCACUGUGUGGAAUGCACUGGCUCCGCUAUAGGUGGGACGUACGAGAGCGACUAUGAGAGCACGGUUACGAUAACAUUAGCUACCGGCCAGAAAUUCAAAAUAACACAGCCAGGCCACUUUAAUUCGACUAAUUGGGCUAAAUCUUCCACCGAAUGUAAGGAUAUUCCAAUUAAAGACUGCCCUAAAACGGCCACGGAGAUAGGAGGGGGGACGAAGCGUGGGGUCGUGUUCAUCUCGUAA